Neurospora tetrasperma FGSC 2508 is the source of this 1305-nucleotide messenger RNA. RefSeq lists its product as uncharacterized. Bases 1 to 1305 code for a protein of 434 amino acids. The transcript has a single exon. The record is from RefSeq and is a predicted model, not a curated record. Lineage: Eukaryota; Fungi; Ascomycota; Sordariomycetes; Sordariales; Sordariaceae.
AUGCCCACCAUCAAUCUCCCUGCUGGUAGUAGCACGCAGUUGGAGCCACGUCCUGCGCAUCAGCAUCAUCUGCGAUUCCUUGCUGUCCAUGCAUAUUUGGGCAUUGCUGUCACUCUGAUCAUCGUCACCAUUUGGUGUGUCAACCCCCGACGAAGAUCAUCAACAUCCAGUUCGGCGAAUUGCGGGAGCCAACCAGAGGUCAAGGAAAUCAAGGCAUCAUCGGGUCGUGUAAAGCUGGUUAGGACAGAGCUCACGGAAGGAUCACAUCCAAAGAGGUUCAGUCAAAACCUAGUCCUCGCCACGCCCACCUCGAUGCACAAACUGUCACAUUCACUUUCAAGUGCAUACACCAAAGUCCCGCACCCGUCUAGGCAUCCACAGACAAUGGAUGGCGAUCAGAACAAUCAACACAGCCAUCGAAGUGAUCCCGAAGCUACAGCAUCACGUGGCACCAGCCAGAAGCCCAUGUCAUCCUCAAGUUCAAGUUCGAGUUCUACUCUCGAUCAGCUUCACGGACAUAUGCCACCUUCCAAGACCUUUACCAGUAGCGAUGGAACAACCAGCCCAGGUUUAACGAGUAGGGAAGGGGGGAGGGGACCAAAACAUCUGCAUACAGAAUCCCGUCAGAUCGAUGGGUUCGGGAUAUCAACUGCUCAGAGGGAAAAUAACGAAUUGCACGGUGUGUCUGUUGGUGAGCCUAGACUACACUUUACAACGCCUCCACCUCCACCACCUUUGACACCGCCAACCCUGGACAAGACGGCCUUUGCCUUUCAGCACCGUCAGCCCACAUCUGUGGUAUUAAUUCCACCAGGGUUGGACGGAAGCUUUAUCCAUCAGCCUGAUCUGAACUACAUCGGUCACACCUCGUCUUUUGACAUCCCCAGCUCGAUUCCUGCCGAUGCGGCGGCGAUACCGCGUCGAAGAUCAUACACAAAGAGUGUGCCAGUUGGUGUACCUAUACCCAGCAGCAGCUCUUCUUUAUCAAGGGGAACUACUGUAACAUCUUCGUCAGCAUUUCAUCCAUCCAGCGAUCUGCCACCAUCACCACUAUUCCCGCGACCUCCACCAGUUUCCCAAGACUAUCAGUUCGUUGGAGGACAUAUGGAACAUCGCGCGUCAGUCGGCAAUCGGCACCAGAAUGAGACCGAGGUUCAUGGGGAAAUCAUCUCUGUUAUCAAUGACGAUGGGCACGGUUGGCAACGACACACACAGGUGUAUGGUGGGGGUGUCUGUCUCGCAUGUCUGGGAAAUGAAGGCGGAUUCUAUGGUCCAAAUGUACCACUCGAGGAUCGACGAUAUUAG